AUGAUUAAACAAACCUCUUUCUACGCUUGCGGAAAGGGUUUUUUUCAAGAUUGUUUGCCCACUUGUUGUUCAUCAAAUACCACAAAACUACCAACAAGUGCAACAUCGGGAAUUAGUGAAUUGACCAAAAUCAAACUUUUCGAUCAUUUGUUUCAUGGUGACGAAGAAUUGAUCAAGAUUGAAAUUAAAGGCUUGAAUAUGAUCAUGCUCACCAAGUCAGGCUCUGUCUAUUUUACCAAUUCCAUGAUUAGAUAUCCAUCCCAAUUCACUCUUCCGAAUAAUAAUGAUGAAAAUCAUGCUCGGAUAUUUAUUGAUUGUUCUUUAGCAACGAGUCAUGCAUUGUUUUUGACGAGGGAAGGACACGUCUAUUCAUGGAAUUUGAAAAAGAAGACUUUGGAUGAUUGGAGUGGCAUCAAGAAAGUGGAACAUAGCUUUGAUUGUAGGAUUUUGAGAGUUUUGGCAUUUGAUAAUGGUCAAUCGUACUUUAUUGGGUUGAAUAUGAAAGUUUAUAUGAGUGAAGGUGGAGGAUUACCAAAAAUUAUUGAUAUUCGAAAGAUUCAACUGUGUGAAGAGAAGGCAUUUGUGUUUGGCUGUGACAAAGAAGAGCAAUAUUUCAAAAAGUUAGAUAGAGUGAGAGUGACCAAUUAUCAUGAGGUUGACCAGUCAGAUGAGAAUAUUUUUCUGGUGGGAGAGGUUUAUACUUACAGAUACGAAAUGGGAAGUUUUGUUUGCUUCAAUGUAUCGAAUGGUGAAAAAAUUGUGGACAUGUCAUGUUCUAAUAACCAUAUGAUUAUCGCAACAAAUCAGAAUAGACUUUUGGCCAUGGGACAUAAUAUAUCAGGUCAACUAGGUGCCAAGCAUUUUAAUACCAUGUUUUAUAAUGAUAAUUGUGAGAUGAUUCUGCCAUUUGAAAGAGAGGAAGAUGAUAAGAUUAUAUUGGCUACGGAUGAUAAUAUGACCUUGGUUGCUCAUACACGGUUAGUUAAGAAGCAAUACAUGAAUUAUCCAUCUCUUUUUAAAAAUAUUGAGAGCUUGACAGUUGGAAAUUUCAUUCCAUUGAUUGAGUUGAUCUCCAAGGAUUGCUCAAAUUUGAUUAAGAAUGACAAUUUUCAAUCCUCUCUCAAUGUGGAAGAAAAACAGUUAUUUAUCAAAUUGUUGGAAUUUUUUUCUUUCACAUUGUUUGAUUUUAAUUCAAUUGAAGAUGAAAGCUUCACAGAUUUAUUACAUGUAGAUUUUAAAAAAGAUAUUAAGAGUACUAUAACAACUCUCUUCCUUCUCAAUGACAUUUCAGAUAUUGGCAGCAGAAUUAAGGAAACUCUAUUCUUAAUCUUUGUAGAACAAAUUAGUUUGGAAAAUGUAUUGGAUUCAUUAGAACAAAUAUCAAAAUAUUUGAGUAUGAAGGUCUUGACUAAUUCCAAGACUAGUGUACUAAUGGUGGCAGUUAAAGCAUGCUUUACAUUUAUGAAAAAGAAUUAUCAAUCAGUUUCUGGAUUGUACAAGAAUAAUCCACAUUUUCAAAAGAUUGACACGAAAGUGCAACAAUGCAAGAAUUCCUCACUUUUAGAAAUUUCAAUUACUUGGAUUGACCCAUAUGAAUGUAAUACCCCAUCUGCUGAAGUUAUUAACAAUCUUUACAACAAGGGAGAGUUGUCAUUUAUUGUGGAUCAUUUAGGAGAAAGGAUAGUCAAGGUACACAAAUCAAUAAUUUCCUCUAGUCCUGUGCUUGGUACAUUGACUGAUGAUGUUUUUGGAAAUUCAGAUUCUGAUACUUAUAACAUUUUUGAUUUUGUAAGAAAUUCACAGGAUUCUGAAGAGGAAAUGGUAUUAAAAUCGAAUGCCAUUGAGUUUAUCUUACAGGCAUGUUACAUGAACAUGAAAUCAAUUGAUAAUUCUGAUUUUAGACAAUUGAUUCAUGUAUUCCUCAUAGCACACCAAUUCCAAAUUGAACACAUUCUAAAAUAUUCUGUUCACAAGCUCUUAGACCAAAUGAGUGUUGAUAAUUUUGAAAAUCUCCUCUACAUUGCCUCGAUGGCCGAACAAGAGGAAUGGAGUACUGAUUUUCUGGACCGAUUGACUGUAGAAUAUUUGAGAAAUGUGGAACCUUUACAAGUGUCAUUCCAAGCUGAUACUGAAUUUAAGAAAAAGCUCUUGGAAUACAGCAAGAGUUUCUCCAAGACAGCAUCCCUUUCUGUUGCAUUACCAAAACCAACACUAGACAAAUUCCACUUCUCUAGGCAGGUAUUUUUCACAGCUUGUAAUCUCCAAAGUUUUUAAUGCAUUGGAUUAAGUGAUAAUCACUUUGUCCAAUUGGAUGACUGUUAAACAGUAGCACUCAGUGCAAGAGAGUGUGAACUUUUAAUGGUACUAACAAGAAGAAAUUUCUUAGAGGGUAAUGAAAGCAAGAAUGAAGAGUGACGAUUGGCAAUUCUUAUAUUGUUCUCUCUUUGCUUUGUACUAUUAUUUUCUCAGAAAUUCACAAUUGUUCCGAUAUCUUUCAGUCAACAGCAAAUUCUUCAUCAAAAAUUUUUCAUCAAAUAUUUUGAAUAACCUCAAAAAAACGAUUUUCAAAUAAAAUUUAAAAUUAU
Naegleria gruberi is the source of this 2585-nucleotide messenger RNA. RefSeq lists its product as uncharacterized. Lineage: Eukaryota; Heterolobosea; Eutetramitea; Acrasida; Naegleriidae. The record is from RefSeq and is a predicted model, not a curated record. The transcript has a single exon. The coding region runs from base 1 to 2274 and encodes 757 amino acids.